Leishmania braziliensis MHOM/BR/75/M2904 is the source of this 432-nucleotide messenger RNA. RefSeq lists its product as hypothetical. The transcript has a single exon. The record is from RefSeq and is a predicted model, not a curated record. The coding region runs from base 1 to 432 and encodes 143 amino acids. NCBI's taxonomy places the organism in Eukaryota, Euglenozoa, Kinetoplastea, Trypanosomatida, Trypanosomatidae. Gene Ontology annotation, biological process: endoplasmic reticulum to Golgi vesicle-mediated transport; retrograde transport, endosome to Golgi.
AUGGACUCCCUGUACAGCUGGGAUGACUCGACUAAGAUCGGAGUGGCUUUUACCGGCCUCGGUGUGUUCUUUACCUUCAUGGGCGUUCUGAUGUUCCUGGAUAGCAUCCUGCUCACAAUGGGGAACGUGUUGUUUGUCGUCGGUGUGGCGAUGGUGAUGGGACCGCGGCGGUGCAAGGCGUUCUUCAUCGCGCGCCAGCGCGCAUCUGCGUGCUUCUUCACCGGCAUUUUGUUUGUGCUUUUCCGGUGGUGUUUUAUUGGCAUGUGCAUUCAAGGCUUCGGCGCCCUGAACUUAUUUGGCAACUUCUUCCCCAUGUUAGUGCGUGUGUUGGAGUCAGCCCCCAUCAUUGGGCCCAUACUCUUAUCCGCCCCUGUCCAGAAGGUGCUGUCUCUCAUGCACAUCAACGAUGGCCGAAGCUUGCGCAAUGUAUAG